This is a messenger RNA of Anopheles gambiae (African malaria mosquito), 7871 nucleotides long. RefSeq names its product metallo-beta-lactamase domain-containing protein 1. The coding region runs from base 324 to 1010 and encodes 228 amino acids. The transcript has 6 exons. Lineage: Eukaryota; Metazoa; Arthropoda; Insecta; Diptera; Culicidae. The record is from RefSeq and is a predicted model, not a curated record.
AUCCUAGUAGCGCAUGCUGCACGCUGCCCAACAAGUGUGCGAAGUGAAAAGGUCGCUCUCCGUGCGCCGGAAUUCAAUUUCCCAAAUGGAUACAUUGAAAUUGAGAGAUUUACCACAACCUAAUUAAAACCUAAUGAAGCCUCCGACAUGAAACGGAUAGCAGUAGGAAAAGGAAAUACAUAUCUGAGAUUUUGUUUAGCGCGUCACAAGCCAUAGUGCAGCAGACGGAAAAACAUCGUCCACUCACGCUCAUCGAAAGCAUAUACACGGCUCCAACGUAGCGACCAGUAGCAGUAGCAGCAGCAGCAGUGGCGAACACCACCAUGAAUCAAAUCAUCGUGCUAAGCGAGGGCUACUCGAAGUACGAGCAGAACGAACCGCCGUCGGCCGACGCCCCGAUGCUGGCCAACUGCACCUGCACCCUGAUCAAAGGCCCCGAUUGCAACGUCAUCGUCGACACGAUGACACCUUGGGAUGGCGAUCUGCUUUUACAGCGACUGCAGGAGCAUCAGCUGCAUCCGGACGACAUCGACUACGUCGUGAGCACACAUGGACAUUCCGACCAUCUGGGGAAUAAUAACCUCUUCCUGCGGGCGAAGCGGCACAUCGUUGGCACUAAUAUUUCCCACCGGAAUCGUUACUACGUCCAUGAUUUCGACGCCGGCCCCUACCGACUGACGGAUGACAUCGAAGUGCAGGCCACUCCGGGCCACACGCUGUCCUGCGUGACGGUGCUGGUAGCAAAGAGCAACCUGGACGAACGCCGCCCGGUUGCCAUCGCAGGCGAUCUGUUCGAGCGGCAGCAGGACAUCGAGGACGAGCGGCUGUGGCUUGAGGCGGGCAGCGAAGAUCCCCGCGCCCAGCGCAUCCAUCGCGCCCGCAUUGCCAACCUGGCCGGGUGGAUCAUCCCGGGCCACGGUGGUCCCUUUCGGGUCGAUGCGUCGGUACGCGAGAAGCUGAACAAACAGCAGGACCAGACAGGACCGUCAACCGAGGGUGAUGUUAUUUAACGAGCGCUGGAUUGGGUAUUCGUGUGUAGCUUUCCGGUAUGAAUGAAUGAUUGGAACAGUCGAAAAAAAAGGAACCUUUGAAGGGUGAUGCACGUUUUAUUUGUUAACAAUGUUUCGUGCUCGAGUUUAUCGUUAAACGUGUGCGUUUGUGUUGUUUUUAUAUGCUGAAUUAUGAACGCACGCGCAUUUGAAACGCCGCAAGCAAGUGUUGAUACACUAUUCCGUUUGAUUUCCGCUCUGUUGCGGUCUGUUUUCUCUUGUUUCUGUACGAAACUUUGAUCAUUGAAAAAAAGAGUACUAUUGCAAACAAAAAAACCAAUAUGCGAUGCAAAAUGGGGAAGCAAAAGGCAAACAUGAAAAAGGUAUUAAUAUAAGUGACUAUUCAAUAUGAUUAUUAUCCGUGUAUCUGAACAAGAAAAAAAAACAAACAAAUUGCUAUCAUUGUGCAUUACAAAUUAUCGAUUGUUCGUUCAUAGUGUUGUUCAAUGUAAUGGCAAAAACCCCAAAAAGCAAAGAAAGGGGCGCGCUGAAAAAAAAAGCGUUCAUUAAUUCUCCGCAAGGAUUAAUGGAUCGCGCUCAGCCCGUCGUCACCAAGUUGGUGAGCGGUUUACUAUACACAAUGUGUUACAAAUAAUUAAUCUGGUUGCAUUAAUCGUAAAGAAAACAAAACAAAACACGCAAAACAAAGAUGCAGUUACCUACCUAAUUGUUAGUCGGCAGAGUUAAUUGUUGUUUGUGUCGAAGCCCGGAACCCGAAGUUACGGAAUGUUUUGCGUUUUUUUCCGCUCCCUCUCCUUUUUACAUCGUUAUAUGCAGUUGUAUGCGCAUUUUGCUGGCUGACAAAGCUGGUUGCAGCAAAUGCUAGUCGCUUUAAAAAAAAACACACACACAGGUAGAACGAACGGAGUAGCGCUUGAUUGCGUUCGCUUCAUGGUUUUGGGAUGCAUUUAUGUAGGGAAAAUGGAAGAUGGUUGGUGGUGAAGCAAAUUGCGGUGAAGCAAGAGGACUGGCGCUAGACGAGCCAGUCGGAGGUUACGAGGUUUACCGUGCAUUAUUGCAUUGUUGGUUGAGCGAAGCGGGAUUGUAGAAAUGCUUACGAUUGAACGCUUUUUUACCGCUUAUUUCCGUAUCCUUUGCCGGUUUGCUUCCCACUCGAAGUUUGCGCAAACCGGAGAUUGAUGUUCGGUUGGGUUUACCGCGAACGUUCGGUAGCUCGGCUAUCCUCCCAUGAGAAUCCUAAAAAGAAUCAAAACAUCCCCAAAAUACACAGUUGGUGGAUCAAAUAGAGAGAGACAAAGAAAAGAAAAAAAAAACAAACCAAAACCACUCCUACGGAAACGUUCUCACAGAACGGACGGCAACGAUGUUGCCGAAUGUUGCAGACGCAAGCUUUAUGAGAAACAGAGAAAGAAAGAGGAAAACAAACUUACAUACCUAUGCUUUAUGGUUUUAACAAAACAAAACCCCCCCUUUGUUUGUGUUAAACCACAACCUAGCUUUCAAUGCGAAAGAAGCCAAGAGCCGCGGAGACGAGGCGGGAUGGCAUUUGGAAUGAAAGAAUUACAUACACAAUUUACAUAACUACACGAUAUUAAAUAAGCAGUUUAUUGAUCAUACAUGUAAACGUUAGUGGACUUAGAGUUUCAAACAAAAAAAUGUUUCUUAAACUACAAGCGAAUGAAAAAUGGCGGGAGACAAGAAAACACAAAACCACAUCACACAUUAUACACAGCAACACACACAUACACAGCACAAGAUAGUAAAUGUUUAUACAUCGGCAGAAGGAUACAUAGCAAAGCGUGGAAACUUCGCACUGUGAACGGCAAAACACAUGAACUAAACAAACAAAACAACUGGACAACACUUACUUGCAUCCAAAACUCACACAUUUAAAAAGAAUAAAAAAACACACACACGGAAAACCAAUGGUACCAAUUUUGAAAAAGGUUGUGCAAAGUAAACAAAUGAAACAAGCAACAAGAGAAAAAAACAAAACAAAAGAAGUAAACUACACAUCCACAACACAACAACAAAACCUCCCGUGUAGGGGAAAAUCUGCUGAUCUUGAUCUUUGUGCUAAGCCACGCCAUUUCUAUAGUGAACGUGAUGACACGUGGGAGACACAGCCACAGUCGCAACAACCAACCCACAAACAUACGCAUAUAUCUGUACACACAAACACCACCACACACAUACACGAUUUGAAAUCUAUGGGCUUACAGACAGGGAUAAUGGUGGCGGUGGUGGUGGUGUGGCGUUGGUGGCGCCGCUCCCUUCAGUCGGAUCCUUCUGCUUAAACAAGGGAACAGAAGGGACGCUGCAGUGGUGCCGGUGAUCACACGCACACUCACACACACACACACGCCCACCCAUACACCUGAUGCCUUCUUUAAACGAUGAUGCUUCUACCGAUUUGCCAACUUUUUGAAGACAACAGCUCUCCCGGAGAGGGUGGGGAAGGGCACUGCAAAACUGCAUACAACUUAGUAAAACUCACAGUCACUGGUAGUGCAUCUGGUAGUGUGAAGGAUGCCCCAGGCGGUAAUAGUAGAGCUUGGCUAGUUGUUUCGAAUACAAGAACACACUCACAAACGUACACAAAGCAUCACUCACACAUACAUAGACACACAACUAUAUACACAAUAGCAAUAUGUGCCCACGGUGGCAGUAGAACGCAGCAGCAGCGACAGGAUAAUAUUAUACAGCAAAGCGUAAAAUGCAUUAAAUCUUCGUAUAAUGAAUGUUUAGUUCUUAAAAAAACAAAACAAAACAAAAAAGCAAACACACGUACACACAUAAAACAAAGCAACAAAUUGCAAGAAACAAGUAAUGAAUAAUCGAAUAAGAGUUAUAUAUACACAAACACAUAUAUAUACAAAUAUAUAUAUAUAUAUAUAUAAAUUAUACAGCAAUGUAAUCAUCUCAUGAAUCAUCAAAAAAUCAUCAAACGCAGUAAUUAAACUAGCAGCGUAAGUGCAAAACCCCUUUUUGAAGGCGCUAAGGGGCGCCCCAGCUCCUUGGCGGAGACUAAGAUCGACUCCGCGCCUCCUGGCUGGCGGGAAUGGGGCGCCCAAUUUUACACCACUUGGAUCCGAAAACUAAAAUACAAGAUAUAACUACUACUACUACUAGUUGGUAAGGAACGUGAGUGAACCAGUCACGUAAAACAAAAAAUGGAAGGAAGCAAAACCCCUGGCAAACAGCAAAACAAAAAACCGAAAACUGUAACGAGUAAUGACGUUUUAGUAAUGGUAAGCAAAACAAUUAGCGUAUUUAGAAACAUUUAGUAAACGUUACGAGUUAAGUAAUAAUAGAGCGAUAGAAGGAAGAAUAGAAGAAGGAGAGUUGGAUAAGGAGGUGGUAGAAUUAGUGAAGUGAUUUGAAAAAGAAAAUGAAAUUUCUCCUCCCCGCUACAGCAUUGUAACAACAACAAGCGGCAAAAAACAGGAGAAAGCCUGGCAAACACGAUUUUCUACUAAGCGGAAUAUUUAUGCGUAAACAAGAAAAGGCUACAAGCAUAUAGAACAUAUACAUAUAUACAUACAGGCACACUUAAAACUUACAGUACAUAUAUACAACAACUAUGUAUGGAUAUACACAAGACAGAGGACAGCAGCGGGAGACGACAAAAAAGGCGCAUUUAGCUCUUGAGUAGUUUGCAGCAUUUAAAAUAGCGAUUAAAGCAAGCAGAACAAAACAAAACACAGAAAGACACACACACACAAAGAAAUGUUUAAUUGUUUCCUAUAAAACACAUUGUAAGCAAACCAUAACCUUAUGCAAAACUGAUUUAAUGAUGAUGAUGUUGAUGUUGAACUUACACAACAAGGCCAGCAGCAUGAUGCGCUCGCUCUUGGUGAAAGAAAAGGAAUACAAAAAAACAUAAAAAACAAGAAUGAAUGGUUGCAAAUCCCUGUUGAAUGACAGUGACAGUAGAAAAGAGCAGGUAAAAAAGAAGGAAAAGGACAUGUAGGUCACACAUGCUGACGAUCACAAUGGGAAAUGUUAUGCCGAUGAAUAGGAAUGCGGUACAAUGCGUAGUGCCGCCAAGUGCCGCCGGAAGUGUGUGUGUGUGUUGGGAAACUGUGCUGGCAGGAAACGGAACACUUAAAACAAUAAUUUGACCGUUAGUAUAGUGAGAGGCCAGUGGAGCUUUGAUGCGUUGUUGCGGGCGAAGAUAAUGAUAGAGAGCACAAAGGAAGGCGCAAAAAAGAAAUGAAAUGGCGAAAGCGAAAAGAGAGAGCGAGAGAGAAAUGAAAUCAAUAAAAUCCAUAUGUACCGCCCUCGCUGGCGAAUUAUAGUAGUGUUUGUAAAAGCAGCAAGCAGUAGAAGAAGUAAGGAAGAGGAGAGCAUUAAGGUCGUAGAAGAAGUAAAACUAUUUCACAAAAAAAUGUAGUGUGACUAAACGUAGCAUAUAUAAUUACUCUAUCAUGUUAUCAUGAACGUGUGUGUGUGUGUGAAGGAUAAGGUUAUGAUAAAGAAAGGGAACGAUAUAUAGAUUGUAUGGAAGACAUUGGGAUAAUAAUGUUAAAGGCAGUGUGCAGUACCCAAGUAUGCAAAAUUAAAAAAAAGAAAGAAAGAUCCCAUAUAUACACACAUACACACUAGUAAAUGAAUACGCAAAACCCUAUACAUAUAAAUAUAUAUUAUAUAUAUAAAACGAGAAAGACGUUACAGUGUGGCGAGUAGUGCAAAGUAAGCGAGUGCGCGCAUACAUUUGUUGAAAAAUACAGAUGAAGCUGCAGCAAGCAAAAACGCAAAAAAGCAAACAAAACAUAUUAAAAUUAUACUUAAAACAAGAAAAGCAAAACACAAUAUAUCUUAUAAAGCAACAGUAGAAAGGAAGUGAAUGCUAGUAAUGCGAACAAUGCGAGGGUGGAAAUGAAACGCAUGAAGAAGAAAAAAAAGAAGAAUAAGAAGAAGAAGAAGAAGAAGAAAAAGUGUCGUAGCAUGUAUGUCGAAGGCGAGUAAUUGAUACAUUAUUUAAGCUUGUACUUGUUAAAUGCGAGAACGCGCAGAACCAUUUCGGACAAUAUUAACGACCGAAUGGCCCUGAGCAGCUCUCAGUAAACACAUUAAACACACACGCAAACAAAUACACAAAACAUACAGCAUAGGAAAGGUUUUAGGAGAGUAGUCGAUUCAGAUGAAAAAUUAUAACACAAACGAUCGGAAACAACUAAUCUUUAGCUGCUAAAACCCGCCCCCAAUGUGUACUGUGAAUGAUGAAAAUGGGACAAAAAAAGGAGUAUAACGCGUUAGAGUUAGUGGUAGGAGAGUGCAAUGAAGGUCUGUUUAACUCAGAGGUCGUUGCUCGGGCCACAGCUUUGAACACAGCUGGCAGUUCGACUAGAGGGUGGCUGCAAAACAAACCAACACCGUGCAAACCAGCAGUAUAAAGAUAUUAAUCUUCCGACACAUGCUGUCGAAUUACGCCCGAGUAUGCUGCGAUGCGCACACUGUUUUGUAAACACUGUUCUACUCCAACUAUCAAACCGCUCCCACGGUAUCGUCUUCAAAUGACGCCGGAUGCAGCGACCUCUUUCUUCAAUAGACCUUGAAUGAAACGUAAUCUAAUAGCGAGUGUGUUAUGCGGAUUGCAUGAAUGUUGGCGUUUGUAGAACGAGCAUUAAGGAAAUGGAAGGAAAAGGCAUUAGGCAGUGAUUAUAUGGCUUCAGCUGUGCGGCUUACAUCGGGAAGGCUCUAGCAAAAAGCAGCGUUCAGUGUAUGACAUAAUGCAGGGCAGGCAAAACACAUCCUUCGGUGGUGUGAAAAUGUCACAACAUCAGAAAAAGGAGGAACACACAAAAAAAAACGAAAUACAAAAUCAGGUGAUAAAAACAACAUCCAUCAAGUGCAGAUGAAGGACAGUGCAAAAACAUAAUGUCUUGCUCUGCUCGGUUUUGCGGUAACACAGCAAGCGUGUCACAUUGCGAGUGUAAGCACACAGACGCACACACACACACACACACCAGUAACAAACAAUAACAUCGUAAUGGAAGGAUGUUAGUGCCAGUGAUACAGAUGAGGACAACAAUGUAACGUGCAGACCAAUCUUGAAUGGCGUGAAAUAGAACGGUAAAAAAACGCAGUAUUUGUCAUGCAGAAGAAAGAAACCCAAACCAAACACAAACAAAACACUACAAAGUGUAUGUGUGAAAUAGUAGACGCAACCAAAAAAAAAAAAAAAAAAACUCACAAUGCACAAACAAAGUGAAACCAGCAUACAGGAGCAUACAUUACAGGAAUAUACAGACAAGCUUCGGCAACAAACAAAAAAAAAAGCAAGCAAGCAACAAACAGCUACUAAAAGAAGAUGAAGAAAGGAGGGAGGAAAAUAUAAUAAUUCACAUAAUACGCACACCGAAGAAGCCCACAUGGAUUGAGUAUGGUUUGCUUUUGAGCAGAACACACAAGAUUGGCGGGGACGCUAAGAGAAUGAUUAAUUGAAACUUUCACAUACACAGAUACACACAUACAGCCAUAAAAAGCAUAAAAGCUACAGCAAAAAAAGGCAAAACAGAACAUGUAUACACUAGCAGUGCCAGUAAUCAAAAAGAUUUUCGAAAAGCAGAUAAAAACAAACAGAAAAAAAACAGAGCAAACGGCAACGCAAAGGCAUGAAGAAGUUAAUGUAUUACGCAGAAAAAAAGAGACAAGAAAAGGCAAAGCAAGUCACAUGAUGCAUGAUGGAAGCAGAAGGCAAAUACAAUGGGAAAGGGCAUUCCCGGACGUGGCUAAACGUAAUCAUGGCCUGGAAUUGUCCGGAAAGAAGAAGAAGAAAACUGUUGUAAAAGCAGGAAGCUAAACCCAAGAAAAGAAGAAAACAAGAAGAACAAACAACACAAACACAACAACAAA